AUGACCUUCCCCGACGCCCCCUCCUUCACCACCUGGCUCUCCCUCCACGGGCCCUCCACCCCCUCCGGCAUCCUCCUCCGCAUCGCCAAGAAAUCCGCCCCCUUCCCCUCCAUCACCUACGCCUCGGCCGUCGACGCCGCCCUCUGCCACGGCUGGAUCGACGGCCAGCGGCGCGCCCACGACGCCCACUCCUUCCUCCAGCGCUUCACCCCGCGCCGGCCCCGCUCCCUCUGGUCCCGCCGCAACGUCGACCGCGUCGCCGCCCUCGUCGCGGAAGGCCGCAUGCAGCCCGCGGGGCAGGCCGAGGUGGACGCCGCCCGCGCGGACGGCCGGUGGGAGCGCGCGUACGCGGGGCCCGGCGCCAUGGAGACGCCGAGGGACUUUGAGGACGCGCUGCGGGCGCAUGGGCGGGGGGAGGCGUGGAGGGCGUGGGAGUCGCUGGGGAGGUCGAAGCGGUAUCCGUUUCUGUGGCGCAUCGAGACGGUCAAGCGGGAGGAGACGCGCAGGCGCAAGAUUGAAGAGUACGUGCAGCUGCUGGCGGAGGGCAAGACGCUACGAUGA
Purpureocillium lilacinum is the source of this 561-nucleotide messenger RNA. RefSeq lists its product as uncharacterized. The record is from RefSeq and is a predicted model, not a curated record. Lineage: Eukaryota; Fungi; Ascomycota; Sordariomycetes; Hypocreales; Ophiocordycipitaceae.